Molecule: messenger RNA, 435 nt
Organism: Cyphellophora europaea CBS 101466
Lineage: Eukaryota; Fungi; Ascomycota; Eurotiomycetes; Chaetothyriales; Cyphellophoraceae
Exons: 1
Coding region: 1-435 (144 amino acids)
Source: RefSeq, a predicted model, not a curated record
AUGGGCCCCCCUCCUCCAUGGCACACCACCGGUAUUACCACCUCAACACCACCACCCUCACCAGACCAGAAGCGACGCCAUCCCCACAUCAGCACCGAACAACCCCAAAAGCGUUGCAGGAAACCAGCCAAUCCGCAGACUGCGCCUCAAUUCCGCGUCGGCGUAGACCGCCGUCCAGGACUGAGUCUUCACGUGGAGAAAGACUUACCCGCCGCCGGCGCCCACCUCCUCUUCCUCGCAUCCGUCCAGGGCAAAGUCCUUUUCCAAUAUGCAGACUCACGGGCAUUGCAUCAGUUGCCUGAGCAUGAAGUCAAUAUCCAUGGCCUCACAGGGGCAGCCCAAUAUCCGGCUGUACCCAGUGCCAUCCCAACGAGGUCCGGACAAUGGCAAGAUAUGGACGGAUCGACCGAGAAGAUCAUUCCCGCUCUGGUGUAG